Molecule: messenger RNA, 5016 nt
Organism: Amoebophrya sp. A120
Lineage: Eukaryota; Dinophyceae; Syndiniales; Amoebophryaceae
Source: the annotation of a GenBank genome assembly
CACACUUGGAAGCGACGGCCCAGAAAGGUGAUAAGCCAAAAACAAAAUGGCCGACCCGUAUGCCCUUCCCGUGAGGCAACCGAGGGAGAAGAAAGCCAACAAGAAAAACGCUACGAGUGGAGCUGGCUCUGCGAGAUCGAACCCAAAUGCGACGGCUUCCUACCGACUUGAUGGUGCCCCUCCCACUCGUGUUCCUGACAAUGAGCGUGGACGUGCGACGGCACUGCCGAAUCGGAACGGCCGGACAACAGCAAACAACAACAAUUCCAGAGAGCGCGGAAGAGGCCGGGAUCGAGCAAACGGCGAAGUAGAUGCACCGAAGAAAUUGAAACAGGCGGAAGCCGUUAGCGCUUUCGCGACACCCCGAGACGACGAAGAUGCACUACUUGCCGGCGAGUCGUACCGCUUGGACGAUCUAAGCGCGAGGAACCGAAAUCCCCCCCGGGGAACCUACAACUUGGACCUGAGGUCACCGAGAGUUGAUGGUACGUAUCCGGGCGCCUCAGCGGGGGCUCCCGGUGUAGUUGACGCGUCUGCCGCAUCUACAGUGAAGAUGAAGGAAGAGCUUGGUCGUGGUCAUGUUGCCGAUGAAAACAACAUGACUUCCGAGGCGUAUUUGCCCUCUGAAGCACGUAAUUCUGCCAACGCUGGCGUGCCACUGCUUGAAGAUGAAACUUCUACUGCGCAAACGUCGUCUUUGCGAACACCCGAAAACAACAAAGCGCCACCCUUUGCCUCGAACAAACAAACAGCCGAAGCACCUUCUUCGUCCUCAAAGGUCUCCAAGGCCGCGCCGCCCCAACGGCCGCCAACCAGGACAAGUGGCGCUGCUGCGCCGCUGCAAUCCGUACCGGAGCUGUCACAAUCGACCUACUCGACCCCCCGGGUAGAAAACCCCGACGAGACGCUACUUUCCGCUAACAGAGAUCCUCACAAAAAGAAUUCCAGCACACUCGUGGCAACCUUGCACUUGAUUCCCGCGAAUGCCAGCUCCGCGCACGAGCAAACGACCUUUCCGGACGAGAUCCGGCUUCCGGACACGUUGAACAUCCAGGACGGUGCGGCGGUCGAGGUGGCAGACACCAUGGUGUUUACCGCAAAAGUGUUUCCCGUGUCCAGCACCGCUGCCGGUAAGAAAAGCCGGAAGAGCAGAGCUGGCGGUGGGCAAGGUGGCGGAGAACUUCUACCCCCGACACCCAAGGUGUAUUUUUCCUUCGAAGCAGCCCGAAAUCUGCUUGCGACGGUGAGCUUCAGGAAUGGGAGGAUGCAACAUGUCCUUGGAACAAGUGCUGCUGGAGAGGAAGGGCAGAUCGCGGCGACGUUUGGAACUAUUGAGGGCGUAAGAAGUUCCCUCACAGAACUCGGCGUUUGCGGGAUCAGAAAGCUGCCUGGGGGUUCACCGAUUGAUGUCCUAUCAGCAGGAGCUGCGGGACCGUCGAAGAUCAAUGCUCCAGCGCCUCCUCAUCCGCCGCAAGAACUCCUUCCAAAAGUGAUUUCCCGCAUGACCGUCGAGGUCGAGGACCGGAAAAAAUUUCCGAAGCACGCACCGCUGGAGCUCUGGCUAUCUCAUAUUCUGGAUGGGGGCUACUUCAGCGAUAAUGAGAGGAGGUUUGUCAGCGUGUUCGGAAAGCGGUGCGGCAUCUGGAUUCGGAAGUGUGAGAUUUCAUCUUCUACUUCUGCAGCCUCGUCAUCAACGAAGUCUUACGCUCUGUUUGACCGAACAGGGCGAUUCCUUCCGACCAACUACACAACAGCAACAGCAGGCGCUAGCUCUACUGGUGGAAAUAAAAACAGAAAAUCCGCAGCAUCCUCCGGAGGUAGUACUAGAGUAAGCCCAAUCCCGACGAUUUCGAAGAUAACUUUAAUUGACAGCCACGACAAGAGCGCCUUUAUAACCUUCCCAACAGUGCCAGCACCUUCCGACGAUCCACAGGCACGAGGACCCACUCACGCGACUAGCAACAGCUCUUCCAGCACCCCUGACGCUACCGCUGCAAAUACGGCAGCAACGGCACCAGGACACCAUCACCAGAAGCCAACUACCGCCGGCUUCGCCCAUAUCAAAAGGAAAAAUCCCCCCUCCCCAUAUCGAAACCAAGUUUCUGAUGCUGGAUUUCCAUACACAAGUCAAAUUUGUCUUGCUCUGGAGGAGUGCUGGCAUAUGUCAAGCCUCAGUCGAGACGUUUUGACGUAGGCGCCUACCAUGGCAAACGUGUAUGCUCUAAGCCAAACAGCAUCACAAACCGCCUGCAAAAUGCGGGACGCUUUCUGGACUUGCCUUCUUGCAAGACAGACAGGAUUUGAGGUCACAAAUGUGCAUCACAAAUUUUCAGACGGAUACGUUUUUGAUAUGGGGAGGGGGGAUGUUUCCUUACGAUAGCCCAAGUCGGCGGUUUGCGGCCGAUCAUCGACCAGCUGACGACGCUGAUCAAGAACCCGCUGCAGAACCCACAAGUCUACGCGCAGUACGGGCUGCAAACCCCGAAGGGCGUACUGUUGUACGGGCCGCCCGGCACAGGCAAGACCCUGUUGGCGAAGGCCUUGUCGGAAGAGCUGAACUGCCAUUGCGAGAUGGUAGAGGCGAGCGACCUGGCCAGCCAGUACUCCGGAGAGACCGAAAAGAAAAUCGUGGACAUUUUCGACCGCUGCCAAGAAUUGGCGAACGAAGAGAUAGAAGAGAUCACAACUUCAUCAUCUCCUGCAUCGACGUAUGGUGGAGCGGCGGGUGCGACUAAUAGGCUCCCCCAAGAACCAGCAGAACUACGUCGAAGACGGAAGCGCGGGUGUCUGAUUUUCAUCGACGAGAUCGACGCACUGUGUCCAAAACGCGAGGACUCGGUGGGGGAGUCGGAGCGCAGGAUUGUGGCGACGUUCUUGACUUUGCUGGACGGCAUCGGAGCGAAGAAAGGCAAAAAUGACCCAGCAACUGCUUUCUCCGGCAACAGAACAAUUGCAGCACAGCAGGGAGGCCUGGUUCUUCUUGCAGCGACGAACCGACCGAACGCCCUCGAUCCGGCGUUGCGCAGGCCCGGCCGGCUGGACCGGGAGCUGGAAGUGGGCGCGCCGAACAGCGAAGCGAGGUUCGAGAUUUUGAAGAUCAUGACGAGAAAGAUGAACAUGCUGGAGAAGGAGAACCAGAACAACACCGCAAAGCAGCAAAACCCGCAUGUUUUAAUUUCUCCCGACGGCCGCGGAGGACAAGAUCAAGAACUUCUGUCCGAACAGGACCUGCGACAAAUAGCUGACGACGCACACGGCUUUGUCGGUGCGGAUUUGCAGGGUCUGUGCAACGCCGUUGCGCUGAUGAGAAUCCAGGAGGAAAAUGAAAGAACAGCAGCAGGUCGUGCGACGAGAGAACAAUCAUCGUCCAAAAUAAAGUCUCUCCUCGACCUAUUCAAUUUCGCCUUGCAGAACAAGGUGAAGCCGUCCGCGCUGAAGGAACUGCAGAUCGAAAUUCCGAAGGUGAAGUGGCACAUGAUUGGCGGGUACGCGGACCUGAAGCAAAAGCUCCAGCAGUCGGUGGAGUGGCCCUUCUUGCACAAGGACCUGUUCGCCAAGCUGGACCUGACGCCGCCCAAGGGGAUUCUGCUGUACGGCCCGCCCGGGUGCUCGAAAACCAUGAUGGCCAAGGCCGUGGCGACGGAGUCCAAGAUGAAUUUCAUCAGCAUCAAGGGCCCCGAACUGUUCAACAAGUAUGUAGGUGAGUCCGAGCGCCAGGUCCGCGACAUCUUCCGCAAAGCGCGGCAAGCGCAGCCCUGCGUGAUCUUCUUCGACGAGAUCGAUUCCAUGGCGGGGUCGCGGGGCAACGGCGGCGGUGGUUCGGGGAACGACGUGAACGCGCGCGUGUUGUCCCAACUACUGAACGAGAUGGACGGCGUCGGGUUGAAGCAGGAACUGAUCAUCAUGGCGGCGACCAAUCGACCGGAAGCGUUAGAUUCUGCCAUCAUGCGCCCGGGCCGCUUCGAUCGGCUGUUGUACGUGUCGCUACCCGAUUUGGCCGCACGGAAGGAUAUUCUGCGAAAUUGCCUGCUGAAAGUGAAACACUUGGAAGUGGGGAUACUUGAAAGCGAAGGGGACGCGGGUAGUGCUGAAAAUAUGGAAGGAGGAGCUACCAGUCGUGUUGAUGCUUUUGCAGGUCCUGCUAGUGCUGGUGCACCUGCGCCAGCGCCAGCUGCUAGUACUUCCCCGACCUCGUUUGUCUCCAAGUCUUCCACUUCUUCCGAAUCGGAGUCGGAGGAAACUUCCGAGAGCGAGACCGAAUCUUCAUCCGAGGACGGUGCAGCACGCGGGUCCGAGACCGAGGAGCCAAAGCCCCGGCCUCAAGUCGUGAAAGAGGAAGAUGAGGAACCUCCCAUAGCAAAGUUAAAAAAGCUGGAGCUCGCAACCGACGCGGCGAACAAUAGCCAUAAAGCAUCAAAAACUCUACUUUUCAAGCCGAAACGCAGAACGAGGAAAUUCAAAACGGCCCGAGAGGUGGGGGAACGAGACGGAAAUAAACGUCACGCGAACACGAAUACGUCAAAAACGCAAAGGAAGCGUGCUGUGGACUUCGUGAAGAAGGAUUUGGACACGACGAACGGGCCAGUAAGAAAGCGUAAAGAUUUUUACCUGUGCCUCCUCGAAGAGUUGAGCGACAAGACUGAGGGCUUCAGUGGCGCAGAAAUCGUGAAUUUGGUGAAGGAAGCGUCCCUGCGAGCCGUGCGCGAGGCCAUCAGCGGGUACCAACAGCGGAUGCGUGCAGCGACUACGUCAAAUAAGUCUCCAAAUGGUUCUACGGCUCUUGCAGCCAAGGGCCCGGAACUGAAGAAAAUUCAUCUGCGAGAGGCUCUUGCUGAAGCCAAACCGCGGACUUCGAUGGAAGCCGUGCGGUUCUACGAACAAUUCGAAUUGCGAAACCGAUAAAUCGUAUACAGAUGAUGUGCUUAAGCAAGUUCUUGUAGCAGGGGGGCCUUUCUUUGGCUUUCUCAACUCAAAUAAAGAAUGCACACGUCUCAUGAGCGGCCGAGCGAUCUGCUU